ACCUGGCUAGACGGUGAGAACAUGCUCGCAUUCAUCGUGAUAUUCAUCGUCUUCGGGGCCCUGUCCAUCGUCAUGCUGCUGCCGCAAACGGUGCUCUUCCUGGCGGCGGGCUACGCGUGUGCAGACCGCCUCCGUAACCAGUACCUGGCGUUCGCCGUGGCGUUGAACCUGUCCCUGGUCACCUUCAUCAUCGGAGCAUCCAUCGCCUUCCUGCUGGCCAGGAGUGUUCUACCGCCUUCGUGCACGCGCAAGUUCUUCAAGCACUUCGCCAUCCUCGAAGGCCUGGACCAUGCUCUCCAGCACAAAGGGCGCCGAAUCAUUUUCUUGUUGCGCAUCAAUCCCAUGUCGCCCUACAACGCGCUGAACUACGGGCUCGGUCUCAGCUCUUGCACGUUCCGAGCUUACCUGCAGGGGAUGGUGGGCGCGUUCCCUUUCACGUGCAUCGCCGUGUACGCCGGGAUGCUCAUUAGCAGCGUGGACGACAUUGACUCGCUCUUCACCUACACGAGCACCGGUUGGUACUGCGUCUACGCGGCCCUGGGCGUGGCCUGCGUCGUGUCCUUCGUGGCCAUCGUCCGCUACACCUCGGCCGAGAUGAAGGCCGCCGUGCGCUCGGCGCCAAGACCCGCUGGUGGGGACAGGGUCGACGGGGAGGAAGAGUUCGGGGAGCUUCCGCCGGACUCUACCAUGUUCGGGACGUUCACGUCUCGGUCGGAGUGUUACGGCGGCGAGGAGGGGCGCGGAGGAAAUGCCGGUGCGGGAGGCGAUGAGAAGGAAGAGGGGGAAGCGAUGGAGACCUUCGACGAGAUUGUAGUUGCAAGAGCGCCGUUGUUAGGCGGGGACCCACGCCGGAAAAACGGCGUCGCGGCGGAAAGAACGAGUAAGAGAGCUGCACGGUUAUUUCCGGUUGUUGAUGUUUGAGCGUAGAAAGAGCGGGGCUUGUCGAU
Ectocarpus sp. CCAP 1310/34 is the source of this 947-nucleotide messenger RNA. The record is from the annotation of a GenBank genome assembly. NCBI's taxonomy places the organism in Eukaryota, Phaeophyceae, Ectocarpales, Ectocarpaceae.